AUGGAUAAUUUAACAAGAUUAACAGGAGGAAGCAAAAUAUAUGCAAAAAAACGGAAACAUAGAAUUGAACAAGUACCAGAAAUUGUAUUUGACGAAACAGCUAGACGAGAUUUCUUAACCGGUUUUCAUAAACGAAAGUUAGAAAGAAAGGCAAAAGCAAAAGAAAAUGCUUUACAAUUUUCUAAACAGGAAAAGGCAAAAGCAAGAAAAGCUGCAAAAGAAUCUCUAAAAGCGCAAGUAACUGAGAGAUUAGCUAAACUUCAAGAAGCUAUUAACAGAAGAAAUGGAACAAUAAUUGAACAAACUGAUGAUAAAGAAAGUGAAAAGGAAGAAGAAGAAGAAACUAAUGACAAUGAUGACGAAAAAAAUAAUCAAGAAUCUAAUGUUAUACAAAAAGAAUUUAGGUCUGAUGAUAAUACAAAGACUACAGUUACAAUAAUAGAAGAUCUUGAUACCUCGAAUAUUUUCGAAAAUGUUUCGAAAAAACCGAGAAUUGAAGAAAUAGAUCAUAAUAAAGAAACUUCACCGGUUCUAGCCAAAAAUUUAGAACAGAAAUCUACAAGUGUAAAUAAGAACUCUAAAAAAGGGAGUAAGAAAAAAUAUCAACCAAGAAAUAAAACGCGUCGCUCCAAAACAAAAAAAAUUAUUCGUUCAAAAUCUAAACGAAAUAAAAGGAAUUAG
Molecule: messenger RNA, 681 nt
Organism: Rhizophagus irregularis DAOM 181602=DAOM 197198
Lineage: Eukaryota; Fungi; Glomeromycota; Glomeromycetes; Glomerales; Glomeraceae
Cellular component (GO): nucleolus
Molecular function (GO): rRNA binding
Source: RefSeq, a predicted model, not a curated record